CUGAGAUAAUAAUCUGAGGUAAUAAUUAAUCUGAAAUAGAUCUGUACGGAUUUAUAUAAAGUUUAAUAAAAUAUUACAGACGAUAUUUCGAGUAAUAGUGGUUGUCAUUCGUCUAGAGAAUUAGUUAGCGUUCAGAUUCAGAAAGAUGAUAUCGACACUACUACCACAUAUUCUGAAGAAUCGAAAAAAAUGGAGUUGAACGAAGUAAUUUCGUAUAAAGAUAUCGAUCGCGCUCUCGCAACGCAUAUCAAACGUUCCAUCGACAAGAUACACGAAAUAUCCACGGUUCUUCAAGGUAUUGUAUCUCGUGUAUUUUCAUUGGGGAGACGAGUAACGAUACGUGAUAAAAAUUUAAGGUGCCGGAGAUAAUCAUGUACAAAUUGUCAAAGAGUUCGCGAGGCAGCAGCAGGAGUUGCAAAAGAAGGACCUUGAGAUCACGGAAUUAAAGCAAAAAGUGGCGGAGCACGUGUUGCGAAGAGGUGAGGGUGACUGCGCGAUUCAGGAGCAGUUAAGGAAAAAGAUGUUGGAGAAGGAAAGGGUGUUGGAAGCUAUAAUAGAUAAAAGGGACUCGAAGAUCAAGAGGCUGCACGAACAGCUUACCGCGUUGGAGAAUGACAUUUUUUCUUAUCGCGCGGAAUGCAGUGCGUUGAAAAUCGAGAACGCCGAUCUCGUCAACAUAAAGAGCCUGCUUUCGAGGGAAAACGAAAUGCAGAGUGAGGAAAUACGAGCACAAAGAGAUCAGAUGAGUAAGUUAACUCAGCAGAUAGACGACUUAAAGCGGACCGUCGACGUUCUAAAGGAGAAAACCGAUAAUGUCGAGAAUAUGAGAAAAAAAUUGACGGAGCUGCAAAUGAAGAAUAAUGAUCUUACAAAUAAGCUUAUACAGGCGAACGAGACCAUCGCCAAAAACGCCGAAAUUAUAGCGGAGCUGGAGUCUAAGGACGAGAAGAAUAGGCUUGCUCUGACCCAAGGAAGUAUCAAAUAUGAUGCCAUGGUAAUGCAGAAGCGCAGCGAUAUCGUGAAGCUGCAAGACGAGACUCGAUCGCUGCGCGAUCAAUUAAGAGAGGCUGAAAUUAAACUCGCCUGGAGUAACGACACCAUACUAACAUUGAGGAGAGAAAGCGACAAUGCGAUGAGUAUCCUACAGGCAAAUCUGUCCGAUUUAGACACAGAUAAGGAGAGGCUGUUGACGAAGGUGGACUAUCUGAAGAGUGAAAUAGUCAGCUACCGGAAUUCCACUGCGAGUGUCGAAAGUAAAUUGCAAGAGUUGUCACAUGGAAACGAGACAUUGAAGGCAGACAUAGAGGCUGUAAAAAGUACUAACGAUCAACUGUUACGUACACACGAAGACACGGUUAAGUCAUCUCUUAAGGACACACUGUACACACUUCCCAAGAGGAUUUACGAGAAAAUUCUUCGUCUUCAAACAGAAGUUAGGAAAUAUGACGAGGAGACGGAUAAUAUAUCUGAACGGUGUCCAACCAAAGAAACUGUCAAAAUUGAAGAUACGAAAGAAAAACAUAAAACAAAAGUAUAUAUCGAUAAGUCUUGUCAACAAGAUGAAGAUAAAUUAGAUUCGGUCGCCCAAGAAGUAAAUUAUAAUACUGAAACCGUUGCAGAUAAGUUGAGAUUUCUCAAAAGACAAUAUGAGGAAAAAUUGCAAGAAAUGAAAAGUCUGAUGAAUGAUGUAAAAUUGAGAGAUUACGAAAUAAAGAACCUUCAAGAAUGUAUUACCUCUCUGUCGCAGGAGAAAAACAAUUUGCAAACAAAAGUCGAGUGCCAAAAGGAGGAAUACCAGAACAAAUUGAAGUUACUGAAGAAAAAAUAUGACAGUAGUUUGAACGCUUUUCGUAAGAGACAUAACGAAAAUGUCGAAAUGUUACAGGCGAGAUUUGAAGAUAUUAUGAAAAUCAAGAAAAGCCCGUUCAACCCGGAAGAUUGGUUGCAGUCACUAAAUUUGAAGGAACUGUCGGAUCUGCACAAUCGAAUUAAUAUUUUGAGUUCCCACGCAAGCGAGAACAUCGAAUCGAAUACGUCUCGUGCGGAAGCCGAAAAGAAUCACUGUAGUUAUCGGAAUAAUUCCGGAGAGCACAAGUUUUAUAAUAAAUUCACUUUACGUAAACAACACUCGAGAGAAAAUAGAAUAUCGUCUUUAAAUAAGAAAGCAAGUAAAAAAGAGUUUCCUUCUAAAAUCCUGAAUACUGAAAAUAACGAGAAAGUUAUUAUAACAGAGUUAUACUCUCGCGAUGUAAGCCUUGCAGAGAAACACAGUUUCCCUGAGGAUGGGAGGAAACAAACGGAAAAAGCAGAACUGCUCAAAGCUAAAACGGACAGAACCCUUGAUUGGCAGAGGGAGAAAUUUAUCUAUCAAUGUAGCAUACAUCAUAAAUUGAGCAACGCUCGUUGAUACACACAGAGGUAUUUUUAAUGCAAAAGAAGAUCUUCAGCGUGAAGAGGGAUAUAAAGUACAAAAUAUUUUAUCACUCUUAUACGUAUUACGGUAUUCCGCUAUCAUGCGCAGUGAUAUAUAUUUUAUA
This is a messenger RNA of Pogonomyrmex barbatus (red harvester ant), 2537 nucleotides long. RefSeq lists its product as uncharacterized. The record is from RefSeq and is a predicted model, not a curated record. Lineage: Eukaryota; Metazoa; Arthropoda; Insecta; Hymenoptera; Formicidae.